CUGUUGUGUUUUGGGAAUCCUAAUGGGAGGCUCUAUUUCUUCCAGAGCUGUAAGGACUUCACCCUGAGGCUGGCCGACAGUGUGAGGCGCCAGAGGUUUGGAGCCAUCACCCCGGGCUUCGAUUUAAUGCUCGCUCUGAGGGAGGGGAUGGAGGAGAUUCUGCCCGGAGAUGCUCACCAUCUGGCCUCGGAACGCCUUUACGUCUCCAUAACGCACUACAAAAGUGGCAGAAACCACCUCGUGUCCAGGUUUGACUCGAGAGAGGAACUCCUAAAGGUAACUUUAGGUCCUUUUAAGUUCUAG
This is a messenger RNA of Menidia menidia (Atlantic silverside), 303 nucleotides long. NCBI's taxonomy places the organism in Eukaryota, Metazoa, Chordata, Actinopteri, Atheriniformes, Atherinopsidae. The record is from the annotation of a GenBank genome assembly.